AUGGUUGGUUUAGCCAAUAAGUCUUGGCCGUCUUGGCCAUGGCAAGGGCAGCAAGUGCCGGGGCCAGGGCCAGCUGCUGUCGACCAGGGCCAAGGCCAGCCAAGCUCUGCAGCAGCCAGGCAUGGCCAACUGCGGCCUCCCGUGGCCGGCAAGGACCAGCCGCUGACUCGCGCGACCGACAAGGGCCAACCUCGGCCUCUUCCGCCAGACCAUGGCCAUGAUCUAGCUCGAGUGUCCGGCCAGGGCAAGGAGCUGCCCCACGCGUCCGGCCAGGGCCAGCAACUCACUCCCGAGGCCGGCCAGCGCCAGGCGCGGCCUUCCAGCAGCGGGACAGCACCCGCGGCCAGCCAGCGGCAGCCGCGACCACCCGCGGCCAGCCAGCGGCAGCCGCGACCACCCGCGGCCAGCCAGCGGCAGCCGCGACCACCCGCGGCCAACCAGAGGCAGGCGCGAGCACCUGCGACCGCCCAGCGCGAACUGCCACCGGAGUAG
This is a messenger RNA of Zingiber officinale, 492 nucleotides long. RefSeq names its product P-selectin glycoprotein ligand 1-like. Lineage: Eukaryota; Viridiplantae; Streptophyta; Magnoliopsida; Zingiberales; Zingiberaceae. Bases 1 to 492 code for a protein of 163 amino acids. The transcript has 2 exons. The record is from RefSeq and is a predicted model, not a curated record.